AUGGUUAAUCCAAAAGGUAUUCGACGUGGUACGCGGUAUAUGUUUGCCAGAAAAUUCCGAAAACAUGGUAUUGAGCCGUUAUCUACAUACUAUAGAAUCUAUAGACGUGGUGAUAUUGUUGAUAUCAAAGGAAAUGGAGCGUUUCAAAAGGGAAUGCCUUUUAAGGCAUAUCACGGACGUACUGGCCGUGUUUUCAAUGUUACUAAACACGCAGUGGGAGUUUUAGUGAACAAACGUGUUAGGCUGUUGUUAUGUAUUACAUUGCUUGCACUGACUUUACCUUUAUACGUAUAUGUUGAUAUCAAAGGAAAUGGAGCGUUUCAAAAGGGAAUGCCUUUUAAGGCAUAUCACGGACGUACUGACCGUGUUUUCAGUGUUACUUUUUGUUUGCGAUUUCAACGUGCAAGCAACAAGACGCUGAUAUACGGAACUAGUAUACUUGUUCCAAGCAGUAGAAUAGUAUUGAAUCGUGUUAUUCAAAAGCGUAUUAACGUUCGUGUGGAACAUGUUAGACCAUCAAAGUGUCGCCAAGAUUUUUUGAACCGAGUAAAAGAAAAUGAGAAAAAAAAGAAGUUAGCUCGUGAAACUGGUGUAAUCGUUCCAAUCCGGCGAAUGCCAGCUGAACCCAGAAAAGCUCACUUAGUCAAGACGCGGUACAACAAACCUCAAUUACUGUGCCCUGUCAGAUUUGAAAUUAUUGCUUGA
This is a messenger RNA of Thelazia callipaeda (thelaziosis nematode), 705 nucleotides long. The record is from the annotation of a GenBank genome assembly. NCBI's taxonomy places the organism in Eukaryota, Metazoa, Nematoda, Chromadorea, Rhabditida, Thelaziidae.